Messenger RNA from Platichthys flesus (European flounder), 2172 nucleotides. RefSeq names its product carbohydrate sulfotransferase 12-like. NCBI's taxonomy places the organism in Eukaryota, Metazoa, Chordata, Actinopteri, Pleuronectiformes, Pleuronectidae. Gene Ontology annotation, molecular function: sulfotransferase activity. Gene Ontology annotation, biological process: carbohydrate biosynthetic process; proteoglycan biosynthetic process. Gene Ontology annotation, cellular component: membrane. Bases 782 to 1717 code for a protein of 311 amino acids. The record is from RefSeq and is a predicted model, not a curated record. The transcript has 5 exons.
UUACUAACAGUCACUAACCUACCUGUAACUUUUAUUGACAGUCUAAUUAUUUUGCUGAAUAUGGGUAUACAUGAGUAUUUUUGGCAAUGCGACUUGGCUAUUUAGACUAUUUAAUAUUGCAUGAUUAUUUAUAACUCAGUUUGAAAAUGUAAAUGGCCUUUUUCACUUUGAAAACGCAAAUAAAAUGUUCUCCCCAUGUACCCCCUGAACCACUUUGCGUACCCCUGGGGGUACAUGUACCCCAGUUUGGGAACCGAGGGUUUAGAGGAUUCAAAUGUUUACAAAAAAAGAACAUACAGCCGAUGGAUCAGGAACACAAUAUUCUUUACUCCAAUGAACAACAACACUGACUCACAAGGCCUCAGCCGAGUCAAGGCUUGUUUUUGAAACACAAAAUCGAACUGUCAUGAAUUGAAGAUUUUGCCACUCAAUUGUCAGAGGAGGAGGAGUGAGAUUGGGAGCGGUUGCUUGUCAUAUCCAUAUUCCAAUGCCAAGAGGGUGGCACCAAGUAUCGUCUUCCCUUCAUUAUUGACCAAUCAAAUUAUACCUACUGUUGUAAAUUAUUACAGACACCGUCUGUUUGAUGCAACUCGUGACUCUCCGGUGCUGCUAGAGUGCCGGGGCUGUGCUAUUGGUGCCCAUUGCUUAGCUCUAACUUUAAGCUAAGCAACUUUUUAUUGCUUCUAAAUAAAUACUUGAUUGAUCUCUUCUCAUAUUUAGGAUAAACAAACACGCAACGACAUUCAUUAGCGUAGACUGACAUACAAUAUAUCCAGCUGCCAUGGCUCUAUGCAGAGGAAUGCUGUGGACCCUUAUAUUUCUUGGAUUUAUUUUUCUCAUCAUGUCCGUUUACGGAUGGGACAGGUUCCAUCGAAAAAGAGCUGAAAGGAUGCUUAACUUACAGGAAGGGAGAAAACAGCUGCUAAAAGAAAUCUGUGAAAAUGACAAAGAGGCCAUUUCUAAGGUGGAACACAGUCUUGAAGACUUGAGUGACAGUGAGCUGGAGAACCUCAUUGUGGAUGACAAGCACGGCAUCAUCUACUGUUACAUUCCCAAGGUUGCAUGUACCAACUGGAAGAGGGUGAUGUAUAUACUGAAACACGGGGAGCCAUAUCAGGAGCCUAGUUCCAUAUAUGAUCAGUACGUUCAUGGCUUUGACACCUUACGUCUUUUAAGCAGCUACCCAAGAAUAGAAAGGAAGGCAAAGCUGAAGCACUACACCAAAUUCCAGUUUGUACGGGACCCGUUCGUCCGUCUCAUCUCCGCCUUCCGAGACAAAUUCGAGGAUUCGAAGAACGACUACUACUAUAAGCCCCUCAGCCAACACAUCCAGCGUCUCUACGCCAGCCAGCCUUAUCCGCCACGCAUUACAUUUUACAACUUUAUUCAAUAUCUUAUUGAGCAGAGUGAGCAGAAUCUGCCCCUUAAUGCUCACUGGAGGCAGAUGCACCGUCUUUGCCACCCCUGCCUCAUACAGUAUGAUUUCAUUGGCCAUCUGGAGACUCUACAGGAGGAUGCUGAACAGCUACUGAACACCUUAAAGCUGCAGAACGACAUUAAGUUCCCUCCUUCCUAUGUCAACCUUACAACUGCUGAGUCUGUGUCAGGCUGGUUCAGAAAAGUGCCUCUAGUGGAAAGGAUGAAGCUGUACAAGCUCUAUGAAACUGACUUUAAGAUGUUUGGCUACAGAAAGCCAGAUGAAUUGCUUGAUGGUUGAGAGGAAGUCAUGAGAACUUUAUUCCUCUCUAUGAAACCAAUAAGCACAAAAGCCACAGCAGUCACUGCUCAGCCAAGAGCAAACAAUCGUUUUCUGUAUGAAGCGACAACCAUUCAAUAAAAGUGACUUAAUACAAGAAGCAAAACAAAAGACUGUUUCAUUAAAGAAAAAGAGUUGCAGAGAAAAUCUGUCCUAGCUGGAGAAGAUUAGAGCUCUCAUACCUGGAGUGUAUCAGGAGGUCUGACCGCAAACAUACAAAGAGAAUACAUCAUAAUCAUAAAGUCAUCUGUAUAAUAUUCCUGUGAGUAACUGAUGGUGAAAUGUUCGCUCUGCUUGAAGUGAAAACCUCUUUUCUCAGAGUGUCAUUCUGUUUUAGACAGGAAUCUGAACUAGGCGCACAGAGUACCGUGCAGUCUGUGUAUCUUCUACUAUAAAUAAAGUUAGUUGAAAGAAAA